This is a messenger RNA of Oreochromis aureus, 1071 nucleotides long. RefSeq names its product zinc finger protein 862-like. Bases 34 to 882 code for a protein of 282 amino acids. The record is from RefSeq and is a predicted model, not a curated record. The transcript is spliced from 6 exons. Lineage: Eukaryota; Metazoa; Chordata; Actinopteri; Cichliformes; Cichlidae.
GAAAAAAAAGACGUCAUUGCGAACAGUGCAUACAUGGCAUUCCUGAUCGAUGGAGACACAGACAUCGCCACAAAAGAAUGCGUCAUUGUGUACGCUCGUAUCUUGCAAAAAGGAAGACCAGCGAAUAUACUGAUUGGACACAUUGAGGUCGAGCAUGCCCAUGCCAAAGGUGUUUAUGCUGCCUCAAAGAAAGCAUUUGCUGCUCUUGGGGACCAGUGCAGUAACUGGUUGGAGAAAAUCAUUGCUAUGGGGGCUGAUGGUGCUGCUGUUAACUUGGGCAGCAAAGGGGGUGUCAUAGCCCUUCUGCAGCAGGAGGCAGGUGACCACAUUGUGCCAUUCCACUGUAUGCCUCACAGAUUGGAAUUGGCAAUGUUGUCAGUUCAGAGGGACAUUCCAAUGAUCAGGCAGUUGUAUGACCUUCUCCAUUUAAUUUGGAAGACGUAUCAUUUCAGCCCAAAAUCAAUGAGAGAGCUCAGGGUCAUUGGGGCUGACUUGGGAGUAAAUGUGCUGGUGCCCAGUGGGGUGAAGGGAACAAGGUGGCUCCCACAUGUUUCAAGAGCCCUGGAGACCUUUCUGAAACCAGGCCAGUUCACUACUGUGUACCGCCACAUGGACAAUUUGGCAGGUUCCUCUGCCAAUGCAGACAUUGCAGGCCGAGCUACAAAGGUUAAGAAAUCAAUGGAAGAUGCCACUUUUGUGGCCUUUUGCCAUUUUAUUACAGAUGUGUUCAGUGGCAUUAGUAAGUUUAGCCUCCUACUUCAAAGAAAUGAUGUCAUCCUACCACAGGUCGUUUGCAGCCUGGAACAACUGCUGGUGACCACAGAGGUAAUGGUUGCAAGACCCAAGCCUCAUGGAAGACUGUCAGAGUUCCUGACGAUAUGAGGCUGCAGAGGAGGCAGCAGGAUAAAGAGGGUGAAAUGGCAGUCUACAAAUUCCAGACAAUAACACUCAAAGGAGAGGCAUCAAAUCUGGCUGAAGAUGGUGUUGCUGCCACUAAACUUAAAAAAGUAAUGGAUGCAACAAUCAAAUCCACUGUGAAAAAUCUGAAAGCAAGAUUCAGUAGUCUCCUAG